Molecule: messenger RNA, 3905 nt
Organism: Phascolarctos cinereus (koala)
Lineage: Eukaryota; Metazoa; Chordata; Mammalia; Diprotodontia; Phascolarctidae
Gene: MKX
Product: mohawk homeobox
Biological process (GO): cell development; muscle organ development; regulation of transcription by RNA polymerase II
Cellular component (GO): nucleus
Molecular function (GO): DNA-binding transcription factor activity, RNA polymerase II-specific; RNA polymerase II cis-regulatory region sequence-specific DNA binding
Source: RefSeq, a predicted model, not a curated record
CGAGCGUCCUCCCCUCGGCGCCGCCCGGGAAGGUGGAUUCCGCAAUGGCAGGAUGUUCAUGAGCUGAGCUCCGCAGCUGAGAAACAUGAGAAGGUCUUUCUAUCCAUGUUCCGGGGCCGCGCACAGCCCGCUUGGUAAAUAAAGCGCGGAGGCGGACGCGGUUCGUGUGGUUAGCGCCCGGGAUCUAUGCAUAGAAAACAUGUGGUGGGGAUGGGAACGAGCAUAGCAACCAAGCUGGAUUAUUACCCGCGGAAGAGAGCCACUGGAUUCCGCGGCAACAGAAAUCAAGUCAUCUGGACUUCCAAACUGCACGUCUCCUAGUCGCUGCGGCCGCAAAGCUACGGCCUCCCAGCUUGGACCAUGAACACCAUCGUCUUCAAUAAGCUCAGUAGCCAAGUGCUUUUCGAGGACAGCGGCGCCAAGGAGAGGGAGCGGGGUGGUCGACCCUACAACGGGGUCCUGGAUGGGGCCCACCACCACCACCAGGAGGUGGUCAUUCCCGACAGCCCAUCAAUCAAAGAUAACCUCAGUCUCAGACACAGGAGGACAGGGGCUCGGCAGAACGGAGGAAAAGUGAGGCACAAGCGGCAGGCCCUGCAGGACAUGGCGAGGCCCCUCAAACAGUGGCUUUACAAGCAUCGGGACAACCCAUACCCCACCAAGACCGAGAAGAUCCUCUUGGCUCUAGGCUCCCAGAUGACCUUGGUGCAGGUGUCAAACUGGUUUGCUAAUGCAAGACGUCGCCUUAAAAAUACUGUCCGGCAACCAGAUCUGAGUUGGGCUUUGCGAAUAAAACUCUACAAUAAAUAUGUGCAAGGAAAUGCAGAAAGACUUAGUGUGAGCAGUGAUGAUUCAUGUUCUGAAGAUGGAGAAAAUCCCCCAAGAAACCACGUGAAUGAAUCAGGCUAUAAUAACCCAGUUCACCAUGCAGUAAUUAAAACAGAGAGCUCUGUGAUCAAAACUGGAGUGAGACCAGAGUCCGGCACCAAUGAGGACUACGUGUCACCCCCCAAAUACAAGAGUAGCUUGUUGAACCGGUACCUUAAUGACUCUUUGCGACAUGUCAUGGCCACAAAUGCAGCAAUGAUGGAAAAAACGAGACAGAGAAACCAUUCGGGGUCAUUUAGUUCCAAUGAAUUCGAGGAGGAGCUGGUGUCUCCAUCAUCAUCAGAAACUGAAGGCAACUUUGUCUAUCGAGCAGACACUCUGGAAAAUGGAUCCAAUAAGUGUGACAGUGCAGCUAACAGAAAGGGAGCAAGCAAAGAUGAAACCUACUGGAAGGAGAUCAAUGCAGCUAUGGCCUUAACAAAUCUCGCACAGGGAAAAGACAAACUUCAGGGCACCACCAGCUGCAUCAUUCAGAAAUCAUCGCAUAUAUCAGAGGUCAAGACUGUCAAAGUGCCACUAGCCCAACAAUUUUAAGCGCUUGCUAACUGUGGGAUCCAUGGACAUUCCUCAUGCCAUUUGUAUUUCUGUAAAGUCAGAACCCGAGACCUGGAGCAAGCGUCGAAAACCGUUCCCUUCCCGACAUGGUCAGUAAAGCAGUUACUCCCUUCAGAAUUUUUGGUCUUCUUUUUUUUUUUUAAUUAUAUUAAAUAAAUUGUCCAGUCGCUUCUAUAAAAGACAUAUAAAUUAUAAAAAAAAUCAGUUUUUAUCAAAAUAUUAACUUAUUUUAUGUUACUCAAACUAUGCAUAAAAUGUCUGCAUUGCUAUUACAAUAAGUGCCUUGCUUUCCAAAAAUAAGCUAUAACGUGGGCAUAGCAGAAUAGUUAUGCCUCAAAAUGACAAUGCCAUAAUGCUUAUUAGUCUAUGUAUUAUUCCAGAUGGGCCUGACCAUUCCAGAGCUGAAACCAUAACUGCUGAACGCCCUUGAAAUGUAUUCAGUAUUUCACAUUUUUAAAACGUAUUCAGUCUAAAGGAAAUGUCCCCUUUUUAAAAAUUCCACAGUAUUAAGUAUGACCCAAUGUAUCUUUCAGUGGUAUUAAGUUUGUUGUGCAUGUUUCUUGCUUGUCCAUGCAGAACAUUAUCUACUACCACCAGAACUCACUUCGUUGAAAAGUGCAAUACUCCACAUAAUGUGUAUAUUUAAGAAACAGUGUGUCCAAAUUAAUUUUAAAGAUUAAAUUAUGCACCAUGUUCAGUAGAUGUCUCUUAUGGCAAGCUUCACCAGAAAACUCCCUCCACUCAGCUGAAAUUUCACUUUGGAUUUUUUUCUUUCUUGAGCUUUGCUACACACUGUUUAAAGUUGUUAAAUAAAUAACCAAAAAAUAUAUCUUUUUGUACAGAAGUAAACUUGUAGUCCCAUAUCUUACUUGUUUUGGAACUCGGUGUCUUGCCAUGAUGGAAAUGGUUUUAGCUAUGGCAUGGUUGAAACAGCAUUGGUUUGAUUUGUGUGAAACCAGGAAGUCUAAUUGAUAAUCUGCCUUUCAAGGAGCAACAGACAGUGAGAUAAAUAUGUGUAUGUGUAUGUAGGCACAGUCAAAGACACGCACGCAAUAAAGUCAACCCACAAAUUAAAAGUAUAUGGUCCCUACAAUAUUGAAAGGUCAUUACAUUUUGCCAAGGAGAUUAAGGACUGAUAGGAAAUCAUGCAUUAAAGAAAUAACAGUUCAAAUUUUGAAACAAAAUUGCUAUCGAGUGGAAAUAAUAAAUACAAAAAAUGGAGGGGUGGGGAGGAACACUGUAUUUUCUCCAGUCAAACAACAAUAUCCUAAUCAGCUUGGGAACACUUGAAUAAACAGUGGAAAUUCUGAAUGUGAUUUGGAGUACAUCAACUACAGGAGGGUGAAAAAAGUUUUGAUUAUUUGGGAGAUGGGAUAGGAAUUUAUUUUUUUCCAUUUAUAACCUAUUCUGUUCCUUUAAAAAAAAACUGGAAUUGUGUGUGUGUGUGUGUGUGUGUGUGUUUAUGUGUAUGUGUGUGUGUGAAAGAGAGAGCACGAACACCUCAAUAACGCAUCCAAAUGGUAAAAUUCUCCUUUAUGUUUCAGAAUAUUUUACAAAACCUUGUCUGCUCCAGUUGUACUAAAUUAUUUCAGAGACAGGAAAAAAAAAAUCCAUCUUAGUAUAACUUGUAGGACACGUUUUGUUGUAACAUAGCCUUGGGGGUUGGGGUUAUUUAGUGUAUGAUAAAGAUAAUUUGAUAUGAAAAUAUUUUGUAUAUAUAUUUUUUACUUUGUUUUUCUAAAUUGCUGUUUGCAAUGACAUUAUAGUGCCGCGCAAAAAGUAUACACCGUGACUGUAUGAACAAAUGGAGUACGUGUUUUGUUGUCUUUAGGUAGUUAGAGUUCCAUGACACAUUUUGAUACUUUACAUCCAGAAUUUUGCCAUAAUGUGAGCAGGUAACUGAAAACUAAUGACAAAUACUUCACUCUUGUUCGUACUAUCAUAAGUUAUUCAGGCCUUAAGUAUCUUGUGACAAUACUUUGUUUUUGUUUUGACAAACAUUUCAGUUCAAGGUAUGCGGAGUAUUUUCAUUUGAAUUAAUGAUCAUUCAGCACUGUCAUCUUUUUUUUUUAAGCAGUAGCAAAUUAGUUUUUCAGUAUAAGUAUAGAAGAUAAGCCAUUAUGGAACAUGUGUUGUUUUUUUAAAAAAUUGCCAAAGUGUAGAGGUUGGUCCAUAAACACAUUAAGUCCAUUUUACAAUUAAUGAAUACUUGGCAUUAUUUGCUACUGUAAUUAUCUCUAAUUUAUUUUUCCUUUCGCUGCUUUAACAUUUUCUGGAAAUGCAAAUGCUUCUUCUCUCCCCACCUCUCCCCCCACCAUUUCCUUUUAAAAGAAGAAUCUUGAACAACGCUGAGCCAACAGCUGAAAAUCAAAGUCAUAAUUUAUAUCGUAGAGAAACGUUAUUACUGCUGUUCCUUGUUGUGCCAUAUGUAAUCAUUUUAAUAAAAUUAAUAACUGCCAAAA